AUGUCGUACUACCCACCUCCAGGUCCACCUCAGUACGGUGGUGGUGGUUAUCCGCCGCCGCAACAAUACUCUCCAAAUGGCUAUGGUCCUCCACCACAACAAGGUUACCCUCCACCACAGAAUUAUGGCGGUUAUCCGGGUCAGGGCCAGCAACAUUACCAUCAUACUCCUCCACCUCAACACGGCGGCUAUGGUUAUCAUACUCCAUCUCCGCAACCUUAUAACAAUGGCGGAUACGAUCGACCUCCCCCUCAGGCACCCGGAUAUGGACCUCCACCAUCACACUCUCCCCAUCCAUCCCACGGUGGCGGCUACGGCAGGCAAGCAUACGGUCAACCCCCACCACCGCCAAGCGAAGCCGUCGCCUUCGGUCACGGAGCCCCUCAAGGCUACAACUUUCGCUACUCGCAGUGCACAGGCAAAAGAAAAGCGCUUUUGAUCGGCAUCAAUUACUUUGGUCAAAAGGGACAGUUGCGAGGAUGUAUCAACGAUGUCAAGAACAUGUCUUCGUACCUUAACCAGGCCUUUGGUUAUGCGCGAGAGGAUAUGGUUCUGCUUACGGAUGACCAGCAGAAUCCCAUGAGUCAGCCGACGAAAGCUAAUAUCUUGCGAGCGAUGCAUUGGUUAGUCAAGGAUGCGCAGCCGAAUGAUUCGUUGUUUUUCCAUUAUUCGGGUCACGGUGGUCAAACGCCUGAUUUGGAUGGUGAUGAAGACGAUGGUUACGACGAGGUAAUCUACCCAGUGGAUUUCCGUGUUGCGGGACACCUUACAGAUGACGAAAUGCAUCGCAUCAUGGUCAAGCCGCUCCAGCCGGGUGUCAGACUGACAGCCAUCUUCGAUUCUUGCCACUCCGGUUCCGCUUUGGAUCUGCCAUACAUAUACUCCACCCAGGGUGUGCUCAAGGAACCCAAUCUGGCCAAGGAAGCUGGCGCAGGUCUGCUCAGCAUUGUCUCGUCUUAUGCGCGCGGCGACAUGAGUGGCAUGGUCUCCUCAGCAAUGGGUCUCAUCAAAAAGGCAACCAAGGGCGACGACGCAUACCAAAAGACACGUCAAACCAAAACCAGUCCCGCAGACGUUAUUAUGUGGUCUGGCAGCAAAGAUGAGCAGACGAGUCAAGACGCAACGAUUAACGGUCAGGCUACUGGAGCUAUGUCCUGGGCGUUUAUCAAUGCUCUCAAGAAGAAUCCUCAUCAGAGUUAUGUCCAGUUACUUAACAGUAUCCGUGACGAGCUUGCUGAGAAGUAUUCUCAGAAACCGCAGUUGAGUUGCAGUCACCCUCUUGGUACGAUAAUCCGUCCCUUUCUGCCCUAGGCUCCUGGUUUAGGCCGUAUACAACUCGAAUAUACUAACGGUUAAUCAAAAACAGAUACCAAUCUUCUAUAUGUCAUGUAAAUAGUAUGGACAUGAUUCAAAAGGCAUGACCUUUUUGCCCGAGUCUAUAUCCUUUUCUUCAGUGUUCUGUCUCGUUUCCGAUUUGCAAUGAUACCGGCGUUUUUCUUUUCUCUCCUUUCUCUUUUUCAUAUGAACCUCGGUUUAUUCUGCAUUGUUGAUUCGUUGGGUUACUUUGAGAGAUGGAUCAAGGGUUUAUUCUCCUCUUUCAGGGAGGUUACGUAUAUAAUUGAGUUGGAGAUUAGCAUGUAAUGACAUCCUUGCUCGUCUGAUG
Talaromyces stipitatus ATCC 10500 is the source of this 1663-nucleotide messenger RNA. Its product is annotated as metacaspase CasA. The transcript has 5 exons. Gene Ontology annotation, biological process: proteolysis. Lineage: Eukaryota; Fungi; Ascomycota; Eurotiomycetes; Eurotiales; Trichocomaceae. The record is from RefSeq and is a predicted model, not a curated record. The coding region runs from base 1 to 1311 and encodes 436 amino acids. Gene Ontology annotation, molecular function: cysteine-type endopeptidase activity.